Molecule: messenger RNA, 1930 nt
Organism: Brassica oleracea var. oleracea
Lineage: Eukaryota; Viridiplantae; Streptophyta; Magnoliopsida; Brassicales; Brassicaceae
Exons: 2
Coding region: 81-1790 (569 amino acids)
Source: RefSeq, a predicted model, not a curated record
CCAACAAGCGUUGAUAUGUGUCGGUUUGAUUAGUAUGGUUUCCCGAACCAUCGGAUGAUCUCAGCGAGAGAGAGAUAGGAAUGUUUGGGUGCAAGUGUCUCCAUUGGAACACUCUCACAGAAUUUCCGUCAUUGAAGCAACCCCAAACCUUCUCCCUCCCUGCUUCUCUUCCCCACUGGCCUUCAGGUCAAGGCUUUGCUUCAGGAAGAAUCAAUCUUGGAGACUUAGAAGUAGCCGAGAUCACAUCAUUUGAAUUGAUAUGGCGAUACGUCUCUCCUCGAGACAAGAACAAGUCUGUCUCAUUCUACAGACCCGACAACUUACCCGACAGUUUCCACUGUUUAGGACAUUACUGUCAGCCUGAUACCCACCUCUUGAGAGGUUUUGUUCUUGUAGCUAGAGACAUCGUCAAGUCUGCACUUGCAAAGCCACUUGAUUAUACAUUGGUCUGGAGCUCAAACGACUUAUCAGAAGACGAACCUAAAACCGAGGGCUGCGGUUACUUCUGGUUACCGAAGCCUCCUCGAGGGUAUAAACCGGUCGGAUUCUUGGUUACAACGAGUCCCACGAAACCUGAUUUGGAUCAAGUUAGAUGUGUUCGAGCUGAUCAAACCGAUAAAUGUGAAGCACAUAGAGUUAUUAUCACUGCAUUAUCGGAUUCUUUAAGAGUUCCUUUGUUUAUAUGGAAAACGAGACCUUCAGACCGCGGAAUGUGGGGAAAAGGAGUCUCUGCAGGUACAUUCUUCUGUAGAACUCCGUUAAUGAUCUCCGCGAAGGAGAUGGAAGAAGAAGAAGAAGAUCAUCUCUGUAACAACAUCGCUUGUUUGAAAAACCUUGAUCCAAGUUUACACGCAAUGCCAAACUUAGACCAGAUCCAUGCUUUGGUUCAACACUAUGGUCCGAGAGUCUUCUUUCACCCUGAUGAAGUCUAUUUACCUUCGUCAGUCUCUUGGUUCUUCAAGAACGGUGCCGUUUUGUGCAGCUCUGAUAACCAAGAACCUGUUGAUGAAAAUGGCUCCAACUUGCCUCAUGGUGGAGCCAAUGAUAAACAGUUCUGGAUUGAUUUGCCCAAUAAUUAUGAACAGAGAAACAAGUUUCUGAAGCAGGGAAAUCUAGAAUCCGCCAAGCUCUACGUUCACGUUAAGCCAGCGUUUGGAGGAACGUUUACUGAUCUUGUGUUUUGGAUUUUCUGUCCUUUUAACGGUCCAGCGACUCUAAAGCUCGGCCUCGUGAACCUCUCAUUGGCCAAAACCGGUCAACACGUUUGUGACUGGGAGCAUUUCACUCUCCGGAUCAGCAACUUCUCCGGCGAGCUUCACGCUGUUUACUUCUCUCAGCAUAGCGGCGGGGAGUGGGUCGAAGCUCAAGAUCUGGAGUUCGUGGACGGAAGCAAUAAAGCUGUGGUUUACUCGUCCAAGCAUGGUCACGCGAGCUUUGCUAGGUCCGGGAUGUAUUUACAGGGGUCAGAUUUGCUUGGGAUUGGGAUAAGGAACGAUACAGCAAGAAGCGAUUUGUUUGUGGAUUCGUGUUCCAAGUACGAGGUUGUUGCGGCAGAGUAUCUCGGAGGGGCGGUGGUGGAGCCGCCGUGGCUUGGUUAUAUGAGAGAGUGGGGACCGAAGAUUGUGUAUGGAUCGAGAACGGAGAUUGAGAGGUUGAAUGAGAGAUUACCAUGGAGGCUGAGGUGUUGGGUUGAUGCAGUGUUGAAGAAGCUUCCGGUGGAGUUAUCAGGCGAAGAAGGACCAACGGGACCCAAGGAGAAGAAUAAUUGGUUUGGUGAUGAGAGAUGGUGAUUGUUUUCCCGUUGGAACAGAAACCUCUAUUUUUGUAAUGAGCUAAUAUGUGUGAUAUAUAGUGUUUUACUUGCCACCAAAAUCUGUUAAUGGGUCCUUCCUUGUCAAGUGACCAAAUAGUAAAAUAAAAUUUUAUAUGA